Messenger RNA from Colletotrichum higginsianum IMI 349063, 678 nucleotides. RefSeq lists its product as uncharacterized. The transcript has 2 exons. The coding region runs from base 1 to 678 and encodes 225 amino acids. Lineage: Eukaryota; Fungi; Ascomycota; Sordariomycetes; Glomerellales; Glomerellaceae. The record is from RefSeq and is a predicted model, not a curated record.
AUGUUUGAACUCCAAACCAUUCAAGGAGAUGGGUUUUGGUCAGCUGCUCCCAGGCAUUCAGCAGAAAACGCUGUCAGAAGAUUUGCUAGCAAAGAGCUUGAGCUGUCGUAUAUCCCUGAGCAGACGAUGAAAACAUCGCUGAUAUCUGAAACCAAAUUUAGAGAAUCUCCUUCCGCUGUCUUGCCAGAAACAAGUUCCAAUCCCCGAGAGCCCCCUAUUCCUCAACUUGGUACUCGGCUACAAGAGAUGCCCUUUGAUCAAUCCAUGACUGUGAGGCUGACAGCUUGUAGGUUCACAACCUUGCAAGUUUCAUCCUUUACCUAUGGCUCCUGUUAUGCUUUUCCAAGAUACAUCAGUUUCUCUGAAAUGGAUGGAUAUCAACUCCUGGAGGAGUACAGGGAGUACAUGGAGUUUAGGGACACAGGAAGGACAAGGAAUGUACACACCCCAGGACCUCUCAUGAAUAAACAAAUCAGCCACUCUGCAUCAAUUGCAUCGCAUCAUGAUGUCGGUUAUGCUUGCACCCGAUGCACCAUUCAGUUACCCGUCACCCAUGCCCCCCCUCCCCCCUCUCCCCUUCUCCUGCCAAAAACUGCCUCCUUCCUCUUUUUUUCUUUUAGAAGCAGUCUUGCCUUUUUUUUUUUUGUUACCGCCACAAAUAUUUUUCACAAUCUCUAA